This is a messenger RNA of Puma concolor (puma), 1882 nucleotides long. The record is from RefSeq and is a predicted model, not a curated record. NCBI's taxonomy places the organism in Eukaryota, Metazoa, Chordata, Mammalia, Carnivora, Felidae.
CAUGGAGAACGGUUAUUGAGGAGAGAUCCAUUUGUUGGGAUGUAAUUAAAAAAAGAAUGAAUCAAGAUAAAACCUCUAAAUGCAAGUACCAGAAAAAUUACAACACAUCUUGGUGAAUUUCCAAUUGUUGGUGGAAAAGAAUUUAUAAGUACAUAUGUUUAUUAACAAACUUAGAAGAACCCAUAAUCCAUACAUAGAAAGUGAGAGCUUUCUUCUCACUACUGUGUCCUUCGUAAGCCCAGUGAUAACCACUCGUGUUAACAGGGUCGUCUUCCUUGUGGGUUGGCAGGCAGUUGUAGGACUGCAAAAUGGGUCUCCGGAUUCACUUUGUUGUUGACCCACAUGGUUGGUGCUGCAUGGGUUUGAUUGUCUUUGUCUGGUUAUACAAUAUUGUCUUAAUUCCCAAAAUUGUCCUCUUUCCUCACUAUGAAGAAGGACAUAUUCCAGGCAUAUUAAUAAUAAUAUUCUAUGGCAUUGCCAUAUUUUGUCUGGUUGCUUUAGUGAGGGCCUCAAUAACUGACCCAGGAAGACUCCCUGAGAACCCUAAGAUUCCACAUGGAGAACGGGAGUUCUGGGAAUUAUGUAACAAAUGUAAUUUGAUGAGACCAAAGCGAUCCCAUCACUGUAGCCGCUGCGGGCACUGCGUGAGGAGAAUGGAUCAUCACUGUCCGUGGAUUAACAAUUGUGUUGGCGAAGAUAAUCAUUGGCUUUUUCUGCAGUUGUGUUUCUACACAGAACUUCUUACUUCCUACGCACUGAUGUUUUCUUUCUGCCACUAUUAUUACUUUCUUCCACUAAAAAAGCGUAACUUGGACCUCUUUGUGGUUAGGCAUGAAUUGGCCAUAAUGAGACUAGCUGCCUUUAUGGGCAUUACUAUGUUAGUUGGAAUAACUGGACUUUUUUAUACUCAACUAAUUGGCAUCAUCACACUCGGCAGCCAUGAUGGAAAUGGAGGACCUCCUGCUGCUGCAGUGCCAGCGGCCAGCUGGCCCACCAGCCCCUACGUUGCAGAUGAGUCUCCUGAUGUCAACACUGGCCAGGGCCUUUGCAGACAAGCCUGGCCAGAAAGGUUCAAGACUUAACAUCUGCUGUUUUAAUGAGGGCAUCGAUCUUAUUCUUGGUGAUCAUCACAUCGUCGCUGCGCAGGAUGGGGCCAGAGCAGAGGCUGAUGAGCUCCCAGACCGAGGCCACGAUGCGGGGGAGUGUUGAACGGUGCUGCUGGGCACAGAUGAAGUGAGGGGCUCACCCCAGAGUGGCCUUAGCUUCCUCGGAGGGACCAGCACCUCCCAGCAGCUGAGGAAAGGGGCUGCCCCCUACUCAUAAGUGUUCCUUCUCUUUAGGAGCUUACAGAAUUGAAAUGGCCACUGCAUUAAUUUUAAUGUUAUUUUAUUUUCAUAAAAUUGCACUGCAGAAGAUCCAAAAAACCAAAAACAUUGCCUGUAACCGUAUUCUGAGACCACAAUCUUUAUUUUGAUACAUGUCCGUCAGUCUUUUUUGCUUUGCGUUAUUUAUGACGGAAUUGUAUUACAACACAGUUUUGCAUUUUCUUCAUGUAAUUUCAUGUCUGAAGCACCCAUUCAGCAUCCAUGCCUCAUCCCAGGCACGAACGCAGAGAUUCCCUACCUUGUCAAGUAAAGCUACAAGGAGACUGCUGUUUACUAAUUCUUGUCUCUUGAGGGAGACACAUUAGUUGCUUAGAUCUUAAUCCAACUGUAUGCUGUUCACAGUGUGUUUAGCUCCUUAAAAACAAAGAGACUACAUCACUAUCCAGAAGGCCUACCUGCCUCUCCGUCAACAAUGUGAUGGUUCUAGGGGUGUCUGGGUGGCUCAGUCAGUUAAGCAUCUGACCAUGAUCCCUGAGUCUGGCUCUGUGUUGACAGCU